Messenger RNA from Brachypodium distachyon (stiff brome), 2044 nucleotides. RefSeq lists its product as uncharacterized. Gene Ontology annotation, molecular function: glucosaminyl-phosphatidylinositol O-acyltransferase activity. Bases 498 to 1889 code for a protein of 463 amino acids. The transcript has 16 exons. Gene Ontology annotation, biological process: GPI anchor biosynthetic process; protein localization to plasma membrane. NCBI's taxonomy places the organism in Eukaryota, Viridiplantae, Streptophyta, Magnoliopsida, Poales, Poaceae. The record is from RefSeq and is a predicted model, not a curated record. Gene Ontology annotation, cellular component: endoplasmic reticulum; membrane.
UCUCGAGCUUUCUCCCGAAUUCCCGAUCCCUACGCGGGCGGCCACGAUAAUUCCCAGCGCAGGGCCUAUCCUCGCCGCCGCUCGAGGCUCCAGCGCCUGCUUGCUGCCGUCCGCGCCCAGCACAGCGCCUGCCGGCUGCUGCCACCGGCCGCCGGUGUUUAACCUUCUCAACUCCCGACAGGCAGCGGCACCCUGCAUGGCGUGUUCAAUCAGACCGGAGACCGAACCGAAGUUUUCGGUCCACCGAAUCCUCGGUCUGAUGUUUUUCAAAUGACCUAUCGGGUAACAUUUUCUGUAAACCGAAGACCGGACCGACCGGUUCAGUUAGACCGAAUGCCCACGCUGCUUGGAUCUGCUACUGUGAAAACACUGGGUCGACAGUCGCCGCUCGCCGUCACCGGAGAAUAAGCGGUUGCGGUCGUUGAGGUUUGCCGGCUUCCAGGUCCUCCACUCACGGCGGCGGGUGCCAAACGAGCCGCCUCUCGCUCGCUUCUACAAUGGAGGGUCUCCUCGACAAGUCCCUGAACCCAAACAAGCUUCUCAAGGAGCAAUUCGUGAGCAACCUCACCGGGUCGUCCCUGCUGGAGAUCGCGGCGCUCUCCACUAUUGUGCCGGCAGUCGUCGUUUUAAGGAAAUGGAGCAGCGGAGAUAAUAUUAUGAGGCGUUCAGUGAAGAAAAAUGAUGAUUCUCUUCGUGAUCAUAAAGAUUGGGUUUAUUACUUCUCUGUGCUGGCUAUAGAUUAUCUCACUGUUGUAUGUCCAAUACUUCUAAUUUUCACGGUCUUAGCUGAAUGGGCCUAUAUUUGCGCAAUUUCUCUUGUAACCGUGAUAUUUAUCUAUAUCAUGUUUAAAAGAUCUCAGUCUCAUCUCAAGGCUCGGCAACAUAACCUGCCUUCGCUCAGGGCAGACAUAUCUUCUUACCGAGUGUCAGUGGUUCUAAUGACAUGCUUGUCCAUAUUGGCAGUAGACUUCAAAAUCUUUCCUCGGCGGUAUGCCAAGGCUGAAACAUAUGGUAGUGGAAUUAUGGAUCUUGGAGUAGGGUCUUUUGUGGUGGCUAAUGCACUGGUAUCUAGACAAGCACGAAACGUAACCUCAAUGGGAUGGAAGGCAGCGCUGAGUUCCACAAGUCCUCUAGUAUUCCUUGGCUUUGCUCGCCUUAUCUCCACAUCAAGUGUUGAUUAUCAGGUCCAUGUAGGAGAAUACGGUGUCCAUUGGAAUUUCUUUUUCACCCUUGCAGCUAUUUCUAUCCUUACAUCCAUUAUCAGGAUUCAUCCUAAAUAUUGUGGGAUAGUUGGUAUGCUUGUUCUUGCAGGAUAUCAAGUAUGGCUAAAUGUUGGUUUGAAUGAGUACCUCAUUUCUAAUGAGAGAAGUGCUGAUAUCAUCAGCCAGAAUAAGGAAGGCGUGUACAGCAUAUUUGGAUACUGGGGUAUGUACCUAGUUGGUGUUUCGCUAGGUUACUAUCUGUUCCUUGACAUUAGUUCAGAAGGCAAGGGUAGGAGCACUCAAGUGGUAAAAGUCUGGGUUCUUACAGCAUCUUUUUGGAUUUUGGCGAUCAUUCUUGACAGCUAUGUUGAAAGAGUUUCGAGAAGAAUGUGUAACUCUGCUUAUGUUAUGCUUGUGUUUGGCCAGAAUUUUCAGGUUAUAUCUAUUCUCACACUAGCGGGAUCUGUCUCAUUUGACAAGAACUUGGUUCUUGAAGAUGCAUUCAAUCAAAAUAUGCUUGGCUCAUUCCUUCUGGCAAAUAUCUUAACUGGUCUAGUUAAUCUCUCAGUUGACACACUUAAUUCCUCUCCCCUCGCCGCCUUCACAAUUUUGUCAGUAUAUACCUUCACGUUGUGCAUGGUUGUUGGUCUUGCUCAGUUUUGUGGUGUGAGGAUGAAAUUUUGGUGAAUUGUGAACUUACUCAGUGCUUUGUAUGUAUUCAUUAGUUAGCCUCUGGUGAUAAGCCAAGUUGCUACCUAAUUAAUUUCGCUAUCUGAUGUUAACUCUGCCUAUACUCUGGAUCUGAUUCUUACUUUUUCAAUACAUUGAAGAAAUUGCCAAGA